Closterium sp. Naga37s-1 is the source of this 426-nucleotide messenger RNA. The record is from the annotation of a GenBank genome assembly. NCBI's taxonomy places the organism in Eukaryota, Viridiplantae, Streptophyta, Zygnematophyceae, Desmidiales, Closteriaceae.
AUGUCACGCGCGCAGCUCACCCGCGCUGCUUCCAGCCGCCCGUUCGCACCCCAGCUCGUGCUGCCAAACGUCAAGGCCCUCGUCACGCGAGGCUCAGAUUCACUCGCGAGGCUCAGAUUCACCCGCGAGGCUCAGAUUCCCGCGAGGCUCAGAUUCACCCGCGAGGCUCAAAUUCACCCGCGAGGCUCAGAUUCACCCUCAAGGCUCAGAUUCACUCGCGAGUCCUUGUUUGGUUCUCCUCCCCCUCUCCCUCCGCUCCUUUCCUCCCUCUCUUCGUCCCCACCUCUUCUUCCCCGCCCUUUUCCUCUUCCCCUGUCCUCACUCCCCCUCUUCUGCCCCUCUCCUGCCCCACUUUCCCCCUCUCUCCAUCUCCUCUCACGCUCCCCCCUCCUCUCACUCUCCUUCUUGCCCCACCUUUACGAAACG